AUGGACAUCUUCUCGCCAGCUCAACCACUCCACUCAUUGACAGCCCUCUUCAUCAUAUGGAAAGGCUUCCUUUUAUCCAUUGCUCUCGGAACCAUCGUAGCCCCAGAUUACGACACAUCCACUUCGCUCUUUUUCGACCGCGUCUACGGCAGUAAUGUGACCAUCCCAACCAUCGCAGCCAAGUUGACACGAUGGGACGCGCUGUAUUUCAUGCACUCAACCAUCAAGGGGUACGUCUACGAGCAAGAAUGGGCAUUUGGACUUGGCCUACCAACGACCGUCGGUGCUCUAUCAAAGCUGUUGUCGCCAAUCGCGCCAGCAAACUAUGCUCUUGAGCCCAUCAGCGGCAUCGUCCUCGCCCACGCAUCGCACUUCAUUGCCGUCUUAGCAUUGCACCGUCUCACGAUGCUUCUAUCCGGGAAUGCCAAACUCUCAUACGUCUCCGCCGCGUUGCAUGUACUCUCUCCGGCUGGCCUGUUUCUCUCUGCACCCUACAAUGAAAGCCCGUUUGCAGGUCUCUCGUUUCUCGGAAACUUGCUCUUUGCAAUCGGUCUCAAAAGCAAGCCACACAGAGCAAAGCGUGACGCAGCCAUGGUUGUGUCCGGACUCCUUUUCGGUGCUGCCACCGCUUUUCGUAGCAACGGUCUCACGAGCGGACUCUUGUUUGCUGUGGAGGCAAUCAACAGCAUGUUGUUGUUUGCCCAAGCUCCUAGCUUGUGUAACCUGCUGUCGUUGGGCGCGCCAGUGCUGGGAGGGCUUUGUGUAGCCGCUGGGUCGGUGGUGCCACAGACGUUGGCAUGGAUGAGAUACUGCGGUUCCGAUGGAGUUGGGCGUCCGUGGUGCGACAAGCUGGUUCCUAGCAUUUACACCUUUGUGCAGGACCAUUACUGGAACGUAGGGUUUUUGAGAUACUGGGCGCUCAAUCAGCUUCCUUUGUUCUUGUUGGCAAGCCCAAUGCUAGUUAUCCUGGUAAAAUCUGGCCUUGACAUUGUUCAGCAGCCACGACAAAUCGUCGUGGUGUCCACGCAAGGCAGCAGUGAAUCGGAUUUCUGUACCUUUGUCCGAGCUUUGGCGGGUAGUCAAGUUCUGGUUGCAGUGUUGGCUAUCACUACGUACCAUGUUCAAAUCAUCACCCGUAUAUCAUCAGGAUACCCUGUUUGGUACUGGUGGGUGGCGAGUUGUCUUUUGGAUAAGAGGAGACAAGGCUAUGGAGUGGGCAUAGUCAUGUUCAUGGCGAUGUAUGGCGGUAUUCAGGGUGGGCUGUUCGCUUCGUUUUUGCCACCAGCUUAA
Molecule: messenger RNA, 1290 nt
Organism: Pochonia chlamydosporia 170
Lineage: Eukaryota; Fungi; Ascomycota; Sordariomycetes; Hypocreales; Clavicipitaceae
Product: glycosyltransferase family 76 protein
Exons: 2
Coding region: 1-1290 (429 amino acids)
Biological process (GO): GPI anchor biosynthetic process
Cellular component (GO): endoplasmic reticulum membrane; mannosyltransferase complex
Molecular function (GO): GPI mannosyltransferase activity; alpha-1,6-mannosyltransferase activity
Source: RefSeq, a predicted model, not a curated record